GUUUGUGUAUAUAUUACUCCUGCUUCGCGCAUGCGCAUUCAGUAGCACCGUGUGCGCUUUAGGGAACGAGGUGAUUUUACUCUCUGUUUGUGAGGUUCUCACUGAGAAGACUGCUGUGAAUUUACUGGGAUUUAAGAAAAAGGUCACUUCUACUUGAGUGAAACGUCUGGCUGUAUUCACACAAUUAAUCACCACAGAGGGAUUUGUGCAGAAUGGACAAGAAGAGAAUCCAUUUCUGCUCAGAGUGUGGAAAGAGUUUUUUAACUCAGAGUAUACUAAAAAUACACAUGCGCAUUCACACAGGAGAAAAGCCCUAUAGCUGCUCACAGUGUGGAAAGAGUUUUACAGUGUCAAGUUCUUUGAAAAGGCACCAGCGCAUUCACACUGAAGAGAAUCAUUAUAGCUGCUCACAUUGUGGAAAGAGUUUUACAUAUUCAAGUUCUCUGAAAGACCACCAGCGCAUUCAUACUGGAGAGAAGCCCUAUAGCUGCUCACACUGUGGAAAGAGUUUUACAUAUUCAAGUUCUCUGAAAGACCACCAGCACAUUCACACUGGAGAGAAGCCUUAUAGCUGCUCACACUGUGGAAAGAGUUUUACACAGUCAAGGUCUUUGAAAGACCACCAGCGCAUUCACACUGGAGAGAAGCCCUAUAGCUGCUCACACUGUGGAAAGAGUUUUACAACGUCAAGUUAUUUGAAAAACCACCAGCGCAUUCACACUGGAGUGAAACCAUAUUACUGCUCACACUGUGGAAUGAGCUUUACAGCAUCAGAUUAUUUGAGAAAGCAUCUGCGCAUUCACACCGGAGAAAAGCCCUAUAGCUGCUCAGAAUGUGGAAAGAGUUUUACAGUUUCAAGUAGCUUGAAUAAGCACCAGCGCAUUCACACUGGAGAAAAGCCCUAUAGCUGCUCACACUGUGGAAAGAGUUUUACAGUUUCAAGUAAUUUGAUUAAGCACCAGCGCAUUCACACUGGAGAAAAGCCCUAUAGCUGCUCACACUGUGGAAUGGGUUUUACAGAAUUAAGUUCUUUGAAAAUACACCAGCGCAAUCACACUGGAGUGAAGCCCUAUAGCUGCUCACACUGUGAAAAGAGUUUUACAUUUUCAGGUAAUUUGAAUAAGCACCAGCGCAUUCACACUGGAGAGAAGCCCUAUAGCUGCUCACACUGUGGAAAGAGUUUUACAUUUUCAGGUAAUUUGAUUAAGCACCAGCGAAUUCACACUGGAGAGAAGCCCUAUAGCUGCUCACACUGUGGAAAAAGUUUUACAAGAUCAGAUUAUUUGAAAACGCACCUGCUCAUUCACACUGGAGAGAAGCCCUUUAGCUGCUCACUCUGUGGAAAGAGUUUUAUACAGUCAAGAAUUUUGAAAAAGCACCUACGCAUUCAUACAGUGAAGCCAUUUGACUGCUCACUAUGUGGGAAGAGCUUUACAACUUCAUCUUAUCUGAAAUAGCACCAAUUUAUUCACACAUGAGUGAAGCCACAUUACUGUUCAUACUGUGGGAAGAGUUUAAAACGUUCAUAUCAUUUGAAAAAGCACCAGAUUUUUUACAAUGGAGAAAAAAUAUAUUGCUGAUGUCAAUAUGAAAAGUGUUGUAGAGAUUUAUCUAAGAACAUUUAAAGGAAACAAAGCAAGUCAUCAGCAGAUUUAUACAAAACUUCCCCAUGCAAAACAUAUAAUGGUGGAGAACACAGACACUGUCAAGAAGAAUUUCAAUUCAUGUGUAGAUUGACAAAUGCUUGAAAUGUUAAUUAAUAUUAGGUAUAAUAAGCUGCAGCAAUUUGUAUCAAUUAUUCAAGCUCCUUGGGUCAAUCCUGAGCUUGGCUUUCUUUGUGUGUUCUUUACAGUGAGGUUCACUCUGGAUUUUGACCAGUUACUUCUCAUACCCCAGAAUGCCAGUAGAUGAACUUAUUACCCUAUAGGGGGAUAUGAUUAAUAAAAAAAAACAACUGAAAAAUUUUCUUUGUAAAUGUAACUAUGUGCUGAUUAGCUUAGUUUUACUUAUUACAUUAAAUUACUCAUUAUUA
Tachysurus fulvidraco (yellow catfish) is the source of this 2032-nucleotide messenger RNA. RefSeq names its product zinc finger protein 135-like. Gene Ontology annotation, biological process: negative regulation of transcription by RNA polymerase II. Gene Ontology annotation, molecular function: DNA-binding transcription repressor activity, RNA polymerase II-specific. The record is from RefSeq and is a predicted model, not a curated record. Lineage: Eukaryota; Metazoa; Chordata; Actinopteri; Siluriformes; Bagridae.